ACUGCGGCGCGAGUCAUGUAGACAUACAGGCACGGAAACGUGCGACACCAUCAACGUCGAACAUUCACAUCAUCAACAGUCAUAGCAACCAUGGAGCCCCUUUCCCGCCUCGUGGUACGCCAGCUAUCGCGAUCACUCCAACGUGCACCACUCCCCAUCCCUCCCCGCCGGCAAUGGAUUUGCACCCACUGCCUCCAGCACCUAUCCAAGCAAAUCCAACGACCAUCAUCGACCAUCCGCACCCGUCUCCGCCAACAACCCCGCCCCUCCCUCCGCCACACCCAGCGUAGACCCCAAUCAACACAACCUCCGAACAACAACCCCGCCGACAUCGAUCCCAACUUCCGCUCCAUCCUCGACAACCCUCCCACCCUAAUCCGCUCCAAUCGGCGUCACAACACCAUCGGCCUCCUCCUCCUCGCCUCCAUCCCUCUCACAGCCUUCGUCCUCGGCUGCUGGCAGGUCCACCGCCUGACCUGGAAAACAGACCUCAUCGCCAAGUUCGAGGACCGUUUGGUCCGAGAACCCUUACCCUUACCACCAGUAAUAGAUCCAGACGCCAUAGCCGAAUUCGAUUACCGGCGUGUCGUCGCAAGAGGGAAAUUCCUCCACGGCAAAGAAAUGCUCGUCGGACCCCGCGUCCGCGAAGGCGAAGACGGGUAUCUGGUCAUCACACCGUUAGACCGAAGCGAGGAAUUCCCCGACCUCGCAGCCAAAGGGAUCAACACCACAAUCCUAGUCAACCGCGGCUGGAUCUCGCGUUCCCACGCCGCGCAAUCCUCCCGCCAACAAGGCCUCCCCGCCUCCACGGUCGUCGUGUCCGGCCUCCUCCGCACGCCCUGGCAAAAGAACUCCUUCACCCCCGCCAACAACCCCGCGCAGAAUACUUGGCAUUUCCCUGACGUGGCCGAAAUGGCCGCGCACGCGGGCUCGCAGGCUGUGUGGGUGGAGGAGACGAUGCGGCCGGAUCUCAUCACGGCUUAUGAGAGGCAGGCGGCGGGCGCACCGAUUGGGAGGCCCGCGGAGGUGAAUUUGAGGAACAAUCAUUUGCAGUACAUUUUUACUUGGUUCAGUCUCAGUGCGGCGACGAGUGUGAUGUUGUGGAUGGUUGUUAAGGGACGGAGGGGUGGGGGUGGAGGAGGGGUCAGAAGGAGUAGUGGGUGGUGAGCGUUGGGAUUGAUCAAUUAGGACGGUGAGGGUGGCGGUGUGACCGCGGCUCGACUAUGUGACGAACCGGUUACUGAACUCUAAACGCAGCGGUUCGCCACGCGCGAUCUAGCC
Baudoinia panamericana UAMH 10762 is the source of this 1281-nucleotide messenger RNA. RefSeq lists its product as uncharacterized. NCBI's taxonomy places the organism in Eukaryota, Fungi, Ascomycota, Dothideomycetes, Mycosphaerellales, Teratosphaeriaceae. The transcript has a single exon. Gene Ontology annotation, biological process: mitochondrial respiratory chain complex IV assembly. The record is from RefSeq and is a predicted model, not a curated record. Bases 91 to 1167 code for a protein of 358 amino acids. Gene Ontology annotation, cellular component: membrane; mitochondrion.